CUCCCGACAAGUCUAACGCAGCUUCCAGAAGCAACACGACGGAAUAGCUGCCAACAGAAUGAACAGUGCGAUAGUACUUGCCUGCGUCGCCAUUUUGGUGGCGAGCACCAGUGCGGCCAGUCUGCAGCCCACUGUGAAGACAAUCGACAAUCAGCUCUACAGGCGUUAUGUGUGCGCUAACAAGCCUGAUGGAUUCCGAGCCCUCGUUCCGGGAAGUUGCUCCCAGUACUACGAGUGCCAGUCCGCAGUGGCCCUUGUGAACACUUGCUCCCGCUUCUUCGAUGCCAAGGUCCAAGGAUGUGUCAAUUAUAACACAGGCUGCAUUGAGGUUCAGUCUGCAUCCUCGAUGGCAGUUGCUGGAGAUUCUGCAUCGCCCUGUGCCGAGGCAACGACUACUACUUGUGCUCCCGUUGUAGAGACGACGACCACUUGUACUCCAACACCAGCUGAGACUACUACCACUUGUACUCCAACACCAGCUGAGACUACAACCACUUGUACUCCAACACCAGCCGAGACUACUACCACUUGUACUCCAACACCAGCCGAGACUACUACCACUUGUACUCCAACACCAGCCGAGACUACUACCACUUGUACAACAACAACUGCUACAACAACAACGUGUACUACCACGACCGCUACAACAACAACGUGCACUACCACGACUGCUACAACAACAACGUGCACUACCACGACCGCUACAACAACAACGUGCACUACCACGACCGCUACAACAACAACGUGCACUACCACGACCGCUAAAACAACAACGUGCACUACCACGACCGCUACAACAACAACGUGCACUACCACGACCGCUACAACAACAACGUGCACUACCACGACUGCUACAACGACAACGUGCACUACCACGACCGCUACAACAACAACGUGCACUACCACGACCGCUACAACAACAACGUGCACUACCACGACCGCUACAACAACAACGUGCACUACCACGACCGCUACAACAACAACGUGCACUACCACGACCGCUACAACAACAACGUGCACUACCACGACCGCUACAACAACAACGUGCACUACCACGACCGCUACAACAACAACGUGCACUACCACGACCGCUACAACAACAACGUGCACUACCACGACCGCUACAACAACAACGUGCACUACCACGACCGCUACAACAACAACGUGCACUACCACGACCACUACGACCACCUGUGCUCAAUCUCCGGAGACUACGACAACCUGUGCUCUAUCUCCGGAGACUACGACCACCUGUGCCCAAACUCCAGAAACUACGACCACUUGUGUGGAAGUAACCACUGCCUGCAGCGGAAGCUCUGCCGCUAAGGCUCAAGCCUCCUCCAUGAAGGUGCGCCCUGCUAGACCUAUCCGACCUGCCAAAUUAACUGUGUUCGAGGCCGGACAGGUGGCUGUCCAGCAGCCUCAGGAGCUGAGCAUCGCCACCUACACUAAGUAUGUGUGCCGCAAUAAGCCCGACGGCUUCAUGUUGGCUUCGCUGAAGAGCUGCUCCGACUACUACGUCUGCCGCUACGGAAAACCCCUGCAGGUGAGCUGCGGCGACAAGUACUUCAACGCGCUCAAGGGAAUCUGCGAUCUGCCCGAGAACACCCGAUGCGUGCAGCCCCAGGCCUAAGGAAAGAAAAGAUUCUAACUCUGAUCGAUUUCCCUGAUAAAAACAC
This is a messenger RNA of Drosophila kikkawai, 1679 nucleotides long. NCBI's taxonomy places the organism in Eukaryota, Metazoa, Arthropoda, Insecta, Diptera, Drosophilidae. The record is from RefSeq and is a predicted model, not a curated record.